Messenger RNA from Trichomonas vaginalis G3, 480 nucleotides. RefSeq names its product organellar and viral DNA polymerase type B. The transcript has a single exon. NCBI's taxonomy places the organism in Eukaryota, Parabasalia, Trichomonadida, Trichomonadidae. The annotation marks the transcript as partial. The record is from RefSeq and is a predicted model, not a curated record.
AUGACAAAGGUUGAGUUUGAAACAGUUAGAAAGAUAGACAAUGACACCAAAAUGGUUAGAAUAGGUGAUUUAAACGUAAGAUACUCAAAGAAAUACAACAAAUAUUCUUUGUCAGACAUUUUAUCUCCAUCUGGAAAGAAAACAUACCAUUGGGUUGGAAUUGCUUCAACUCAGAAAAUUUUGACAAGAAAUCCUGAGCUUAUGAUAUCGGUAAGAUUCUAUGGAACUACAGCAUAUCUUAUAGACAAAAGUCUUAUACCAAUAGUUUUGUUAUGGUUAGACCCAGUUGUUGGAUAUAACUUCAUAACAUAUGGUUCAUUCGAUACGGAACGUUGCAGUGAAGGCUUACUUUACAUCGUUCAGAAACCGAAGGACUUCAAUACAAAGAGAUAUAAGAUAGGAAGAACAUAUAAUAUAACUCAAAGAUAUGACAGUACAGUCAAUAGAGUCAAGGUUGUGUUUGUUAACGAUAUGAGAGCU